AGGCAGAUCUUUGAAGAACGUGGUCGCUACGAAUUGUACGGUGUUAUGCUUUUUUUCUCUUUUCACCAACGGUAGUACUACGCGUAAAAAAAAAACCUAUCACAACAUUGGGUUGUAUACGAUCCUUAGAAUUUUAUCAUUCAUUUGAAUUAAAGGGAUCUUUAAAUAUUGUAUUAAUCUCCGAUAUAAAUUUUACGUUACUUUCUGUGCUCGGAUUAAAAAGCUUCGAUUAAUAUAUACAUAUAUAUAUAUAUACACAUACAUACUUCUGAAUAAAACGGAAAAAUAAUUUUACGACGUUUACAUAACGGUGUAAAAUUUUCAUUUCUUUAACGAAGAAAAUGGAGGAUUCCUUUGAAAAUAUUAAUCCCAAAUUAUACAAAAAAAUAGAUGAAAGAGAAAUUACUGCGGAAGAUGAAGAUGAAGAUAUUGUAGAUGAAUUUGAUGCACGUGAAAUUUUCGAUUUGAUUAGAAACAUCAAUGAUCCUGAACAUCCUUUGACAUUGGAAGAAUUGAAUGUGGUAGAACAAAGUCUCAUCGAAAUUGAUAAUAAAGCAAGCACAGUUCACGUAAAAUUUACUCCAACGAUACCACAUUGCAGUAUGGCAACAUUAAUUGGUUUAUCAAUUAGAGUACAAUUACUGCGAGUUCUACCUUCAAGAUUUAAAGUUAGUGUUGAAAUUACACCAGGUACUCAUAUGUCAGAGGCAGCAGUAAAUAAGCAAUUAGCUGAUAAAGAAAGAAUAGCAGCAGCUCUUGAAAAUAAUCAUCUACUUGAAGUGAUUAAUCAAUGUAUUGGUAUAAAAUGUUAAUAUUAUCUAAAAAGUAUGAAAUUCAACAUAUAUCAUUUAUAAUUGUAUAUAAUUUAUUAGAGAUA
Bombus impatiens (common eastern bumble bee) is the source of this 877-nucleotide messenger RNA. It is a transcript of the gene galla-2, whose product is annotated as MIP18 family protein galla-2. The transcript has 3 exons. Gene Ontology annotation, cellular component: cytosolic [4Fe-4S] assembly targeting complex. The record is from RefSeq and is a predicted model, not a curated record. NCBI's taxonomy places the organism in Eukaryota, Metazoa, Arthropoda, Insecta, Hymenoptera, Apidae. Bases 342 to 812 code for a protein of 156 amino acids. Gene Ontology annotation, biological process: iron-sulfur cluster assembly.